Entamoeba invadens IP1 is the source of this 468-nucleotide messenger RNA. RefSeq names its product transcription factor MYB48, putative. The coding region runs from base 1 to 468 and encodes 155 amino acids. Lineage: Eukaryota; Evosea; Mastigamoebida; Endamoebidae. The transcript has a single exon. The record is from RefSeq and is a predicted model, not a curated record.
AUGGAAGUGUACGCCAACUACCAAAAGAUGACUCAUCAAAAGACUAAAACAGUCCGUUCGUGGACAUUGAAAGAGGAUUCAUUGCUUGUUGAAGCAGUAAAUCAGUUUGGGAAAAACAACUGGAGAAGUGUAGAAGAGGUUGUUAUGACACGAACACGAAAACAGUGCAGAGAACGCUAUUUGAAUCAUCUGGACGACUCUGUAGAGAAGCGUGCUUGGACACAAGAAGAAGACGAUAUUAUAAUGAAAAGAAGAACAGCAAUAGGAAACAAGUGGACAAGAAUAGCUCAAGAGUUGAAGGGAAGAAGUCCAAAUGCAGUCAAAAACAGAUUCUUUGGGCACUUGAAUAAAUUCCACAAAACCAAUCAAAGAAAUGAAACAAUCAGUGAGACAACCACAUUCGAAUUGUCACCGAGAAACUUGUCUGCUUUUUCGGUGGUAGAAAGAAGUCUUUAUUAUGUCUAUUAG